Molecule: messenger RNA, 855 nt
Organism: Akanthomyces muscarius
Lineage: Eukaryota; Fungi; Ascomycota; Sordariomycetes; Hypocreales; Cordycipitaceae
Exons: 4
Coding region: 1-855 (284 amino acids)
Source: RefSeq, a predicted model, not a curated record
AUGCCGCUGACCUUUACUUGGAAAUUUGCUCGAGUGUCCGAUUGCAGUUUCGGAUUGGCGCUCGAGUCCUGGCCCAAAUCUGUUGAACUGCAAAACCUUCUCACCGUUUCCUACACUCUGGCGACCAACCUCCAUGCCGUCGCAGCAGAGUCUGCCUCGCAAGGGGCCGGCGAACCGGUGUGUCUUCUCAUUGACCGGAACAAGUUGGGACGCGAGUAUGCCAAUAGUCGUGACUAUACGUUCUUCCCACUCGCCUUCCAUCCGGCGUACGGCAACUUGUCCUCUCCUGAACCGCCAGCGUUUCAGGCGAACAAUCGGCUCGCCAUUACAAGAGACAAUAUGAGCUACGAAAACGAAGGUGCCGAUGUGGUGCAAUACAAGCACUUUCAGGCGUAUUCCAAUAUUAAACGAACCAUACGCCACAGGGCGGAUGACCUUCUGGCGAGCCAAGGGCUGGCCACGGGUGCACUGACGUUACCCCCGGCCGACACUGCGCACGGAGCCCAUAUACGGACCAAGAGACAAAAGCUACCAGAACGUCUUGAAGGACGACUGACGCCUGACAAUCCAGAGGCAUCGACGCCGUUUGCCCGAGAAAGACAGCGUAUUCUGGCCAACAUUACGGGGCUGGAAAAGCAGUACUGCACACACAUAUUGCGAAAAUUCCCGCCUGCUGUGUUCCUAGGCAUCUUGGCAGCAUACUCCACCCAAUUCGAACGAGCCAUCGACGAGAUGAAGGCCAGGUUCUACGAUGAAGGCUCUCAAGGUCUCGGGCUCUUGUUGUCAGAAGGCGUCGCCGCCCUUGAUCGUCUGGGCAAGUUUUGCUUCACAGGCGACCCCCGCGUUCUCCCGUAA